Molecule: messenger RNA, 738 nt
Organism: Zerene cesonia (dogface butterfly)
Lineage: Eukaryota; Metazoa; Arthropoda; Insecta; Lepidoptera; Pieridae
Product: peptidyl-prolyl cis-trans isomerase-like
Exons: 2
Coding region: 74-652 (192 amino acids)
Biological process (GO): protein peptidyl-prolyl isomerization; protein folding
Molecular function (GO): peptidyl-prolyl cis-trans isomerase activity
Source: RefSeq, a predicted model, not a curated record
CUUUAACUUUUAAGUUAUAGAAAUUGUAUCCUACAUCGCUUAUAAAUAAACUGAAGAUCUUAUUCUUAACAGCAUGGCGCUAACUGCCAUGUUGCGCAGAACCCUCAUCAAUGGGACGGUGUACUCUGCUGCAGCAAUGCGUUUUGCUUCAACGCAACAAGAGAAAAAAGUAUUUUUCGACGUUACAGCUGAUGGAGAGCCAUUAGGUCGAAUAGUUAUGAAACUUAAUUCUGAUGAAGUUCCGAAAACUGCUGAAAACUUUAGAGCAUUAUGUACAGGAGAAAAAGGGUUUGGAUACAAGGGUUCCUCAUUUCACAGAAUAAUUCCAGAUUUUAUGUGUCAAGGUGGAGAUUUUACGAAUCAUAAUGGCACUGGUGGAAAAUCAAUUUAUGGACGCAUGUUUCCUGAUGAGAAUUUCAAGCUGAAGCAUACCGGUCCAGGGAUCUUAUCAAUGGCAAAUGCUGGUCCCAAUACUAAUGGCUCUCAGUUCUUUAUAACUACUACUGCUACUCCAUGGCUAGAUAAGAAGCAUGUUGUGUUUGGCGCUGUAGUAGAAGGCAUGGAUGUUGUUAGAAAGAUGGAGGGCUUAGGCUCUAGGAAUGGAAAACCAUCCAAAAAAGUUGUCAUUUCUGAAUGUGGUGAGCUAGAUUAAAAUAAUGAGAAUUGUAUAUAUAUAUCUGUUGUGUAGUUACUAUUUGUAGUUCUAAGUAUAUAGUAAAAAUCAUUUUUUAAAUCACA